AAACAAGUGAAUUAUUUUCAAAGUUUAAGCAUGGACUUCAGACUCAUAUCACUGAUCCUACUUAUACACAUCUCGGGUUCUCUAACAUUGGACUGCCUCUCGGUGACCAGUGAAGAUGUUUGUGCUCUGAGCGAAAGCCCUGUGCAGCUGAGAUGUUCUUAUUCCAACUUCAAAAUCAAAACUGUGUUCUGGUUCAGCCAGAAACAGAGUACAAACUGGAGAAAGAAUGAUGAACCUGAAGACUUGACUUUAGACUCGGACUACUCAGGACGGGUGAAGCAGGAGGUCUUAAAAGACCGUUCAACACUCACAAUAUCAGACCUGAGAGAGAGAGACUCUGGAGAAUAUCAGCUCAUGUUCAUCAUGAAGGAUGGAGUUAAACAUCUCAGCUCAGUCGCCGUCAAUCUAACAGUCCCAGUCCUGCAGGUGAGAAUGAAUCCUACAGACCCGAGAGAUCAGAGUAUAAAACUGACCUGUGAUUUUUCCUGCACCGCUGGAGCUGAGUAUUAUUACUGGAUGAAGGAUGGAAAGUAUUACAGAAGUACAGUGUCUCGAGACAUAUUUGUGUCACCCAGCACAGAGGCUGGCAGAUAUUCCUGUGAUCUUGAUACAAACUUAAAACAUCGCUCCUCUACUGUGUGUAUUUCUAAGAGUGGCUGCUGGGAUGUGUCUUACUCCUCUAGAAGAGUCUGUGCUUUGAUGGGCUCAACAGUAGAUAUUUCCAGCACAUACUCACAUCCCUCUGGUUAUACUGUAAAUAAAACAUUCUGGCAUUACGUUCAGCCUGGUGACUUCAGUGAUCUGCGUGAGGAGCUUCAGUUUGCUGGUCGUGUGGAGUAUGAGGGAAACACACUGAGAAUCAAAGAGCUCAAGAUGAACGACUCUGGAGAAUAUAAAUUCAGGAUCAUCACUGACACAGCAGAAGGAAAAUACUCUGGAUCACCUGGAGUCAUGCUUACUGUCACAGAUACGACAGUGAUAAGCAGCCCAAACAUUAUAUCAGAGGGACAGGAAGUGAUAUUAAGCUGUUCAACUAAAUGCACUCUGAACAACAAUCAUAUUUACAUCUGGUACAAGAACGGACGACUCGUAACGGAUGGAUUCACUAAAGCCAACAAGCUGUACCUGGACUCAGUCAGCAAUGAAGAUCUUCAAGAGUAUUCCUGUGCUGUAGAAGGACGAGCAGCUCUGUGUGUUUCAUUGAAUCUGAAUGUACAGAAAGUGAAGAACAUGAACUCCAGACUCUUACCUCUGAUCCUGCUGCUGCUGCACAAUACAGGCUUUGUAACAUUGGACCGCUUCUCUGUGUCCUGUAGUCAAAAGAAUAUUUGUGCUGUGAAGGAGUUUCAGGAGACACUGACGUGUUAUUUCUCCAACAUCAACAACAUCAAAACUGUGUUCUGGGUCAGCCAGAAACAAAGUUCAAACUGGAGAAAGAAUGAUGAACCUGAAGAUUUGACUUUAGACUCGGACUACUCAGGACGGGUGAAGCAGGAGGUCUUAAAAGACCGUUCAACACUCACAAUAUCAGACCUGAGAGAGAGAGACUCUGGAGAAUAUCAGCUCAUGUUCAUCAUGAAGGAUGGAGUUAAACAUCUCAGCUCAGUCGCCGUCAAUCUAACAGUCACAGUCCUGCAGGUGAGAAUGAAUCCUACAGACCCGAGAGAUCAGAGUAUAAAGCUGACCUGUGAUUUUUCCUGCACCUCUAGAGCUGGGAAUUAUUACUGGAUGAAGGAUGGAACGUAUUUAAGAUAUACAUGGUCUAACAACAUACUUGUGUCACCCAGCACAGAGGCUGGCAGAUAUUCCUGUGCUCUUGAUAUAAACUUAAAACAUCGCUCCUCUUCUGUGUGUAUUUCUAAGAGUGGCUGCUGGGAUGUGUCUUACUCCUCUAGAAGAGUCUGUGCUUUGAUGGGCUCAACAGUGGAUAUUUCCAGCACAUACUCACAUCCCUCUGGUUAUACUGUAGAUAAAACAUUCUGGCAUUACGUUCAGCCUGGUGACUUCAGUGAUCUGCGUGAGGAGCUUCAGUUUGCUGGUCGUGUGGAGUAUGAGGGAAACACACUGAGAAUCAAAGAGCUCAAGAUGAACGACUCUGGAGAAUAUAAAUUCAGGAUCAUCACUGACACAGCAGAAGGAAAAUACUCUGGAUCACCUGGAGUCAUUCUUACUGUUACAGAUAUGACAGUGAUAAGCAGCCCAAACAUUAUAUCAGAGGGACAGGAAGUGAUAUUAAUCUGUUCAACUAAAUGCACCCUGAACAACAAUCAUACUUACUUCUGGUUCAAGAACGGACGGCUGGUAACGGAUGGAUUCACUAAAGCCAACAAGCUGUACCUGGACUCAGUCAGCAAUGAAGAUCUUCAAGAGUAUUCCUGUGCUGUAGAAGGCCGAGAGGAGAGCACAGCACUACGAAACACUGCAGUCGUACUGUGUGUGUUUUUGACUCUUGCGUUCAUAGGAGUCCUGUGGUAUAGGAGGAGAAGGUGUGCCUUGUCUAAAACCCACAGGGUUGAAAAGGAGGAGGUGCUGUAUGACUCGGUGCACGAUAACGCAGUAUCCUCUGACCUCACGCAGAAAGCAGAUGCCGAAAAUCAAGACAUUCAAUAUUCCAGCAUUAGUUUUAAAACAAAAGAUGCAUCUUCAAUCCCUACAGCCUUAUGUGAAAAAUACACCACAGAAACAGAGGAUGUCCACUAUUCCACUGUCAUGUUCAAAUAACACACUGUUACCCUCUAGUGAGCUAAUCAUAUUAUUGCAUUUGGGAGAUAUAACUUGCAUAAUUCAUUGUUGUCCACACCCCAGCAACCGAUUUCCC
Messenger RNA from Rhinichthys klamathensis goyatoka, 2818 nucleotides. RefSeq lists its product as uncharacterized. Lineage: Eukaryota; Metazoa; Chordata; Actinopteri; Cypriniformes; Leuciscidae. The record is from RefSeq and is a predicted model, not a curated record. The transcript has 13 exons. Bases 31 to 2721 code for a protein of 896 amino acids.